AUGCAGUUCCGUCAGACCGUCCUAUCCCUCUUUCUCAUCUUCAACCUGGCCCAGGCCCUGCCCACCUCGGCGCCGGCUGCGGUGGCUGACAUCACCAAGCGCGCCAACGGCAAGAGCGGCGGCGGUGGUGGUAAUGGCGGCAGUGGUGGCAAUGGUGGCAAUGGUGGCAAGGGCCGCGGCGGCGUCUCCAACACCAAGGCCGAGGUCAAGGGCAUCAACCAAAACAUCGCCAUCCAGAAGGAGGAGAAGCAAGACGCCAAGAACGUCGGCAAGGCCGAGAAGGGCACCGCAGCGCAGUUCAACAGUGCCAAGAACCAGCUCCUCUCCACCAUUGAAAAGGGAGAGGGCGUCCGCGCCAACAACCAGAAGCUCGCCGAUAAGAACAACAAGCAGCUCGUCAACGGGCUGAACAAGGUCCAAGGUGCGCAAGCUACGGAGGAGAAGCUGGCCAAGAGUCUCCAGGGCGGCAACAGCAAGUCGGACAAAAGCACCCUCAAGACCCUCCAGUCCGACUUUAGCCAGGGCAUCAAAGUGAACAAGCAGAACGCGCAGUUUGCCAAGAAUGGCGGCAAGACUGGCGGCAAGGGCAAAUAG
Molecule: messenger RNA, 594 nt
Organism: Pyricularia pennisetigena
Lineage: Eukaryota; Fungi; Ascomycota; Sordariomycetes; Magnaporthales; Pyriculariaceae
Exons: 3
Coding region: 1-594 (197 amino acids)
Source: RefSeq, a predicted model, not a curated record